Messenger RNA from Colossoma macropomum (tambaqui), 2612 nucleotides. It is a transcript of the gene ccdc106a, whose product is annotated as coiled-coil domain containing 106a. Bases 172 to 1326 code for a protein of 384 amino acids. The transcript is spliced from 9 exons. The record is from RefSeq and is a predicted model, not a curated record. Lineage: Eukaryota; Metazoa; Chordata; Actinopteri; Characiformes; Serrasalmidae. Gene Ontology annotation, cellular component: nucleoplasm.
UUUUAUGGUGGGUGACGACUGUGCUGAGGAAAGACAUUUAAUUGUUAUUGUUAGCAGGCAGCUCAUUAGCAAAUACACAAUCGUACAGAAAAACAUUGAAAACUGUUUUAUGUGCGAAGACGGAGGAGCUCAGGACCGCCGAACGCCUGAAACACACGGGAUCAAGGCAAUAUGAACGAGGCAGAAACAGCCACUAGGAAGCAUUCUAGUUCGCAGGAGUUGCAAACCCCCAAAAAUGAGGAUGCAUAUGAGAUCUCCAUUCCUUUUGAAGAGAACAACUAUGAGCAGCAGGGUGGCUUUUACAACCAUAGUGAACAGAGCUUCGAAGGUAAUGAUCCUCCAGCUCCUGCAAGCUCCUACUUGCUGAUCACAAACCUGCGCACCCAGCUGCAGAUCUCCCUGGAGAAGAACUCAUGGCUGCAGAAACGCAUUGAAGACCUGGAGGAGGAAAGAGACUUUCUGCGCUGUCAACUCGACCGCUUCAUAUUCUCCACCAAGAGUCAGGAGAGCAAUGGUAAUGAUUCUCGCAGUUUUUCGUGGAGGAGGCGACGAGACAAUGAACAUGAUCAGCAAGCAGAGGUUCAGCAUUCAGCCAGCCGUCAGUCAUUCUCUCAGCGGCCUGCCCAGCAGCCCCCAACCAAUACCAAGGUCAUGAGCUCUGGCUCCGGACCAGUCAGUGCUCAGAUGAGUUCCCUGUUUGGCCCCUCCCACUCUCAGCCCCUCCUACAGGGCCAUGGUGGUGGAAGUAGCAGUAGCAGCAGUAAUAACAACAGACCCAUGAAUGACUUGCAAGAGUCCCUCUCACUUUUGGGAGAGGAGGAGGACUUUUUGGAGGACAGCUACUUGGAAGAGGAGGAAAUGAUGUCGGGAGGGGAUGUGAUGACAGAAAACAUAACUCUGCAGAAUAUGGGUGCUUCUGGGAGAUCCAGUGCUGGCCACCCUGCCCUGAAGAGGAGGAGGGUCUUCAGAAUAGCUCGAGGAAGAGAGAGGCAGAGAGUGAAAGAUGCUGCCGGUGUGCUUUUCCGCUAUAAGAAGAUCCUAGUCACAUACCAGCGACUAAAGAACAUGUCCAAGGCCUUCCAGAUCCAUGGUGUGGACCGCAACACAGUGGCAUCCACUACUCCAAUUGCAGAGUUACUCCUGGUGGCACCAGAGAAGCUGGCAGAGGUGGGCGAGUUUGAUCCAUCCAAAGAGAAGCUCUUGGAUUACGCCCGGCGCUGCUAUAUUGCCCUGGACCCUCAAACGCUCAGCAAAGUGCAAGCACUGAAAAAGAACAACCUACUGCUGCCAAUCUCUUAUAGGUUAAAAGGAGCAGAUGGGCGGUAAUUGGAUGAGAACAAGCUACUUCUGUCCUUCUGUAUCAUAGAAUCCCUCACUGUAUUUUAAUGUACCCUAGAUCACAUUUCCACUCUCGCAACCUCUCCGUUCUACUGUUCAGAUCAGGUGUACUCUAAACAAGCCUGCUGUUGCAGCAUACUGUAUUACCUCUGUUCUUCACUGCAAUGCGCACUCACAUAGAGCUGAAAAAAGCUGGGCUUCCUCAAGAAUGCUCACUGGAUGGCCAUUUCGGUAGAGACUGUCUCACUUGUAUUUGUGAGCAUAUUUCAGUCUUUGACAUCAGUCCUGUGUGUAAUGAGCUCUAUGGUGUCACGUGUUGUUUUGAAGUACUGAAGUACUGUAUCAGGGGUUCUUAACUCCAUUCCAGAAGGCCAGUGUGUGUUGUUGUCUGUAAGUAUGUGUUGGUUGUUCAUUUCUCUCAGCACUUAGCUGACUGCUGAACUGUUCUCUCGUAGCCUGAGAGUAAUGUAUGAGGUGUGCUGGGGACCAGUGCAUACACGGUUUGACACUGUGCUAACGUAAGCCAACAUAAGGCACCCAUUUCUUUAGGCCUGUUUGGCCUGACCUCCUCAAGGCUGAAUUAUGGUUGUGUUAGUGCAUGUAACUCCCUGAGUCAUGAUCUGUCUCUUGUUAGACACCACUGACUGUUGAGCAUGAGAAAAGACCAUAGUGGAAAUGCAGUUGGUAACAGGCUUUAUGCGUGAGCAGCCACUAAUGGUACAACUAUAGUAUAGCAUAGUUCAGAUGUGUUUGUUUGUGCGCAGAUCAUAUGACCUUGCUCAGUAUGUGUGUGUGUGUGUGUGUGUGUGUGUGUGUGUGUGUGUAUGGUUGUAGAGCAGACUACUCAUGUCUACUCUGACUUUCCAGAGUUCAGGAGAAAGUCAGAAGUUAGCAGAGUAACAGCACUCGUCACCUCAUAGUCAUUCUCUUCAUCAGACAGUGUAUUUUGCUUGAACCUCUGAUGCCAUCUUGAUGUCCACUACCAUCGAUUACGGGUUGGGGCCGUUGUAGAUUUCCGUUUCGCCUCAGGAACCAAUCAUUUUCUGUAGACGUUCCAAGUACAGUCUAGUUUUAUCUUGUAACUCUGUGAAGAUUGAUGGCUGUAGUGUUUUUUUCUGCAACUUGUUUUUUUAAUCUCCAAGUUUUAUCUGAAAAGUUGAGAAUAGCCAAGAAACCAUUUAUUCAAUGCUGUUUUUGUCAUGCUGAAAGAGAAAAAUAUGUCCUGUUGAUUGUCUUAUUAUAAAUGACACUAAAGCGAUUGAUUUCUUAUUGAA